AUGUUUCCAUCGGAUGACGCCGAACAACAACAACAACAUCAAAAUAUUUCAUCAAUACCAUCUAUCAACAUUAUACCAAAAGAUUAUCUAGUGAAAAACAAUUUUGUAAACGUAACCAGUUUAUUAUCAACAGAACGAAAUUUUCGUUAUUUAGACAAAAAAAGUCAACAUUUUCCUUUAACAUAUUCACAUCGCCUCACAGACGAACAUUUCCGCCAUAAAAAAUCAUUAGUAUUUUCUAAUAAAAAACCAAAUGUAACAAUUUUAAUGAUGUUUCCCGAUAUCGAUCAUUUUAUACCAAAUUUAAAAUCAUUAUUAAUUGUCUAUGAAUAUAUUGUUCAACGUUAUAAUAUCUCAGAAUGGUUAAAUGUUAAAAUUCAUGCUUUAGAUUCAAAUUGUUCAAUUUCAUUAGCACCUCAUAAUCUUGUGCAAAUAAUGUUAAAAACUAUUCCCGAUGUUGUUUUUGGACCCUUUUGUGAUUUGGCUGUUGCGCCUGUUGCACGUCUAUUACAUUAUCGAAAUAUUCCAUUGGUAACAAUGGGUGCUGUAUCAAAUGAAUUUACAAUUCAUCGUAAUUCAAUGUAUAGUUCAAUAUUUCGUUUUGGUUAUAGAACAGAUGAAUUAGGUUUUUUAAUUUUAAAAUUACUUCAAUAUUAUAAAUGGACUUUUAUUAAAUUUUUAUAUGAAGAUAAUCCUAAACCAUGGCAUGAAUGUCAAGUUUUAUUAAGACCAAUUUCACAUGCAUUUACUACAAAUCAAAUACGUAGUGAUAAUAGAAAAAUAACUAGUCGUGAUUCAGAAGAUAAUUAUACAUCAAUUUUUGUCGAUUUUAUUAGUAACAAUGCUUCUGUUUCCCUAUGGUGUGUAAGUCCAAAAACAUUUCGAUCAGCAAUAUUAACAGCACAAAAAUUUGGUUUUAUUAAUGGUGAAUAUGUUUUUAUCUAUCUUGACACUGUAUUAACUCAAGAAAAUACCGAUGAAAAAAGUUUAGCUGUUCGUCAACCAUGGUUUGAUCCAAACGAAAAAAAUAAUCAAAUUAAUAUAAAUGCUCGACGAGCAUUUGAAUCUGUUUUAUUUCUUCGACAACGACUCUAUACGAGUGAUAAAUUUCGACAAUUUGCUCAAGAUGUCUAUGAAUAUGCCAAAGAAAAUAAUAAAUCAAAAUAUUUAAUACAUGAAACAAUUGGCACUGACGAGACAAAUUUUUAUGAUGCUGUUGUCACUUAUUUUGAAGCAUUAAAAUCACAUUAUUCAAGUUCAAAUUUAACAGAAAAUACAAUAAAAGAUUAUCAACCAUUUAAUGCCAUUGAUUUUAAAGCACGUAUUUGUAGUCGAACAAUUAGAGGUGUUGGUAAAAAUAUAACAAUGAAUGCACUAUGUGAUCGAGUUGAUAUUGGUUAUGCUGUUUAUGAUAUGGAUCCAGACACUGGAGAAUUUGAGUCGGUUGUUGCAUAUCCUGCUGAACCAUAUUCAACAUUGAAUAAAGAUUUACAAUGGUUAAAUGAAAGUCGAACAAUCUAUUUUAUUGAUAAAAAUACAACAUCUAUUCCUCAUACACCACGAUGUGGUUAUAACAAUGUUAAAUGUCCAAAAAAAACAUUUAUGCCAAUUUGGGGAUGGGUCAUUGUUAGUUUAUCAUCAAUUAUUGUUUUAUUACUACUUGUUGGUAUCUUUUUAUAUAGGCGAGCAAAAUUUGAAGCCGAAUUAAAAGCAAUGCCAUGGUUACUUAAAUGGGAAGAAUUAAGUAGCAGAAUUGUCCUAAACGGUGUUACACCCUCCUUCAAUAAAUUAUCGUCAUCACAAAAGCGUACUUCAAUAUCAAGUCAUCGUUCAUCCGAUUGUAGUGAUGGUGGUGGUGGACACUCACGUCAAUUAUUUACCAAAACCGCUGUUUACAAGUCUUCGAUCGUGGCACUAAAACGUUUUCAUAAAAUUAAAUUAGAAAUAACGCGAAAUUUACAACUAGAAGUAAAAGCUAUGCAAGAUAUUCAACACGAUCAUAUAGCGCGAUUUGUUGGUAUAUGUUUGGAUCCUAAACAUCAGUAUAUUGUUACUGAAUAUUGUCCAAAAGGAAGUUUACAAGAUAUUUUAGAAAAUGAAGAGAUUAAGCUUGAUUCAAUGUUUAAACAUUCAAUAAUGCAUGAUAUUGUGAAGGGUAUGCAACAUUUACACAAUAGUAAUAUACAAUCACAUGGAAACUUGAAAAGUUCAAAUUGUGUUGUGGAUAGUCGGUUCAUUUGUAAAGUGACCGAUUUUGGUAUACCAAUGUUGCGUUCAAAUCCAAACAAAAUUUCUCCAACUCAUAUUAAAGACUAUGCUUACUAUAAAAGUAAACUUUGGACAGCACCAGAAUUGCUUAACAGUUUAAAUCAAUCAGCGGCUGGAACGCAGAAAGGUGAUGUUUAUAGUUUUGGCAUUAUAUUGCAAGAAAUUGAGCUUAGAAAUGGUCCAUUCUAUUUGAAAGAUCAAGAAAUGGAACCAUUAGAAAUAAUCGCAAAUGUGAAAAGUGGGAGCGGUUUAAGACCAUCAAUUGAAUCCGGUGAAUGUAAUCAUGAAAUAGCACAAUUAAUGAAACGUUGUUGGAGUGAAGAUCCAGCUGAUCGGCCUGAUUUCACGGAUAUAAGACAAGUUAUGAGACGUAUUAAUAAAGAUGGUGAAAGUGGAAAUAUUCUGGAUAAUUUAUUAAAACGUAUGGAACAAUAUGCGAACAAUUUGGAGGGUUUAGUCGAAGAACGAACUUCUGAUUAUUUAGUUGAAAAGAAGAAAGCUGAAGAACUAUUAUACAGACUGCUUCCAAAAUCGGUGGCUUCUCAGCUAAUGGUUGGUCAUACGGUAACUGCUGAAUCAUUCGAGAAUGUGACCAUUUACUUCAGCGAUAUUUGUGGAUUCACAUCAUUAUCCUCCGAAAGCACACCGUUACAAGUAGUUGAUUUGCUCAAUGAUCUAUAUUCUGUUUUCGAUGGCGUUAGUGAAAAUUUUGAUGUUUACAAGGUUGAAACUAUCGGGGAUGCAUAUAUGGUUGUUUCUGGUCUUCCAACAAGAAAUGGUGAUCUGCAUGCAAGGGAAAUAGCGCGGUUGUCUCUGGCAUUAUUGAAUGCUGUAUUAAACUUUCGUAUCAGACACCGUCCAGAUCGUCAGUUAUUACUAAGGAUUGGUAUACAUUCAGGUCCGUGUGUAGCCGGUGUAGUUGGGAUGAAAAUGCCCCGAUUUUGUCUAUUUGGUGAUACGGUGAACACAGCAUCACGCAUGGAAAGCAAUGGUAAAGCUCUUCGUAUUCAUGUGAGUUCUACCACCAAAGCAAUUUUAGACAAAUUUGGUACAUUUGAGCUUAAACUGCGUGGUGACGUAGAAAUGAAGGGCAAAGGUAAAAUGACAACAUAUUGGCUUUUGGGUGAGAUAGAUGGUUUGAGUGCCCAACAUAGUUCACUAAAUUGGGAUGACGAUAACAUGGAUGAACAUUAA
Didymodactylos carnosus is the source of this 3462-nucleotide messenger RNA. Lineage: Eukaryota; Metazoa; Rotifera; Eurotatoria; Philodinida; Philodinidae. The record is from the annotation of a GenBank genome assembly.